AUGGCACAGCAGUACACGGUCCCGUUCGAGCUCAAGAAUCCGAGUAUCCUUCACUACGACAGUUUUGUCAACAACGAGUGGAUUCCCGCGAAGAAAGGCGGUCGAUUUGAGGUCAUCGACCCAGGAACCGACACCGCGUGGGCUAGCUGCCCAACAAACACGGUUGAAGAUGUGCCUCGUGCUGCCGAAGCCGCCCAUGCCGCCUUUGAGCAGUACAGAAAGGUCGUCCCUCGUCAGCGGGCACAGUGGCUUUUGAAAUGGAACAACCUCAUCCUAGAGAACAAAGACGACCUGGCCAAGAUCAUCACCUACGAGACGGGCAAGCCGAUCGCCGAGUCUUAUGCAGAAAUCGAUUACGCAACCUCGUUUACCUGGUGGUUUGCCGGCGAAGCAGAGCGAAUUGCUGGCACUGUUUCUACCCCCGCACUACAAAACCGCCGUAUUCUCACGGUCAAACAGCCCAUUGGCGUGGCUGUUGCGCUGGUGCCAUGGAACUUCCCUAUGGCUAUGAUUCUACGCAAGGCAGCAGCAGCAUUUGCAGCAGGAUGCACUAUGAUUGUCAAACCAAGUCCCGAAACACCGCUGACUAUGCUCGCCACUGCACAUUUGGCCAAAGAGGCCGGGUUUCCAGCAGGCGUGCUGAAUGUCUUGACAACAGAUUUGGACAAUACUGCCUCGUUUAGUGAAGCACUCUGCAAGCACCCUCUAGUCAAGAAGGUCACCUUUACAGGAUCAACACGGGUCGGCAAGAUUAUCGCUACUCACUGCGCGGAAGGAUUGAAAAAGGUCACUUUGGAACUCGGUGGUAACUGUCCAUUGAUCGUGUUUGAUGAUGCAAACUUUGACCAGGCCAUGGAUCAAUUAUUCGCGUUGAAAUGGCGGCACGCCGGCCAGGCAUGCAUCACGGCCAACCGGAUUUACGUUCAGGCCGGUAUCUACGACAGAUUUGCAAAUGCACUCAAAGAGCGCACCCGAAACAUUGUUGUCGGCCACGGGGCUGCCGAGGGAACCACAAUGGGCCCAGUGACUACCUCUCGCGGAGUCGACAAAGCAUCAAACCAGGUUGAAGAUGCCACAAAACUUGGCGCCAAACUGAUACUGGGAGGUAACAAAAUCAAAGAUAAGAGAGGGUACUUUUUCGAGCCGACGAUUCUCACCGACAUGACACCGGAGAUGCUGAUCUCUCGCGAGGAGAGCUUUGCCCCCAUUGCUGCUCUGUACAAAUUCGACACUGAAGAAGAAGCAACCAAGUGGGCUAAUGACACGAGUAUGGGUUUGGCCAGUUACGUGUUUACGAAGAACGUGGACAGGCUCUGGCGGAUGUAUGAGAAUCUGGAGGCGGGCAUGAUUGGGUUGAAUACUGGCGCAUCUUCGGCGGCCGAGUCGCCGUUUGGUGGCAUGAAAGAGUCUGGCUAUGGCAAGGAGAGUGGAAAAGACGUGGCUGUGAACGAGUACUUGAUCACCAAGACUGGCACAUUGACUCUGGAGGGGCAUUUCUAG
Messenger RNA from Talaromyces rugulosus, 1500 nucleotides. RefSeq lists its product as uncharacterized. The record is from RefSeq and is a predicted model, not a curated record. Gene Ontology annotation, molecular function: succinate-semialdehyde dehydrogenase (NAD+) activity. The transcript has 4 exons. The coding region runs from base 1 to 1500 and encodes 499 amino acids. Lineage: Eukaryota; Fungi; Ascomycota; Eurotiomycetes; Eurotiales; Trichocomaceae.